Molecule: messenger RNA, 693 nt
Organism: Racocetra fulgida
Lineage: Eukaryota; Fungi; Glomeromycota; Glomeromycetes; Diversisporales; Gigasporaceae
Source: the annotation of a GenBank genome assembly
AUGAACGUAAAUAAAAGAAUAGUAAAUGGAGAACAAUGCCAACAAAUAUUAAAAAUGGUAGACAAUGUGGGUCUCGAUAAAGAACAGGUAAGUGAAAAACUAGCCAAAAUAAUUGGCGAACCACAAAAUGAUAAAGAAGUUACGAAAAAUUAUUUAAUGACGGAAAUAAUAUACAAAGGCAUGUCAAAAUCAGGCUGUAUGGCUUACUCUGAACUAACUCAAAGAGAAAAAAUAAACGAAGUAAUAAUAGUGUCUGAAUACGUAAAAAGGACUUUGGCCAAACUUUUUUUAGUUGAAGAAAUGAACACAAAAUUAUGCCCUCCUUGCCAAGAAAUAAAAGAAAAGUUAAUUAAGUUUGUAAGAUCAAUGCCGCCACUUGCAGUUUUUAGUCAUAAAGCAAUAGAGUCAGAUUCUGAGGAAAUAAAUUUAAAUGAGGAAAAUUUUCAUUGUUAUGAUUGUGCCGAUGAUAUAUUACGAGGGCUAGAAACUUCUCGUAGUGGUGUUAUGGUCAAAAACCCAGAAGCCUUGGAUUUUUUGACCAAAGAUAAAAAAUUGACUUACCUGUGUUCUUUUGUAGUAAAAUACUUUUCUGAAUUGUCCUUAAAUGAUGAUUAUCAAUCAGGAAGAAGGCAUUUACAGGAAUUAUUUGGUAAAAUGAAAAGUGAUUUGCAACUUUAUCAAUCUGCUUUUUGA